AUGAAAAUUCUUUAUUUCUCAGUUAUUGUUGACGCAGCAAUCGUUGUUUCUAAUAAUAAUAUCAACCAAGAUGAUAUUCAAGUUUCGCAUAUCAAGUCUCUUGUCUUUAAUGAAAUAAGUGAAAAACUUAAAUCACUUAAUAUUAACAAUUUUGCCAGUCUGAAACUUUGGAAGGUCGAUGGUAAAAAGCCCGUCGCUGCUGGAGGUCUUGGAGGAACAACUCACCGAAGACUGGAAGCAGCUUCUUCUAUGAAGAGAGAAUCAACUAUCAGCAAACCGUUUGAAUGUCUGCUUAAAGAACGCAUUAUCCUAAUUCGGUCACCACCAAUGACUGGAAAAACAUCUCUUGGACAACUACUUGAGGAUAAAUUGCUCAAACUAGAUGAAGUGCAGGAUGGUUCAGCUUGUGUUUUUCGCAUUUCGUUGUGCAAAAAAAUAUAUAGGCAUGAGAUUCACGAACUUCAUCAUGGCGGAAGUAUAUUUUGGGAUGCAUUUAAAUACAUAACGCAAUCCUCACAGCUUUGCAUUGUAGAAUUAGCAUCAUACGGACAUUAUGGCGCUUAUGCCACUAGUGGAAGUCGUUCAGACAUGGACAUUUCAUCUGUUAAUAACCUUAGUAUGAAAAACAAAUGGGGAUAUGAAGAUAUUUGUUUCACAAAAGAAGAAUUUCAUGAUUAUUUUCACAAUUUCUUACAUCCUGGUUUAGUUGCUUAUACUAUGAAUCACAUUGCCGAACGAUAUACUAAAAAAGAGAGAAAUUCUCUAUCUUUUAAUGUUUUUUCUUUUCUAAAGUUUCAUGAUUUUAACGAUCUCAUCAAGAAAAGGGGUCUUCCUUAUAAUUCGAAAGACAUUACAUAUGGUGGACGACUUCUUGUAUUUGUUGAUACAAGUCCAAGUCAAUCAGACAUUGCACUACACGAUUUUCCAGCACCAUUACUCUGA
This is a messenger RNA of Rhizophagus irregularis DAOM 181602=DAOM 197198, 942 nucleotides long. The record is from RefSeq and is a predicted model, not a curated record. NCBI's taxonomy places the organism in Eukaryota, Fungi, Glomeromycota, Glomeromycetes, Glomerales, Glomeraceae.